AUUGGUCGUUAUGGUAACCUGGGCAAUGUAUACAAAAGAAAGCUAUUUCAUGCUCAACGCAAUAGUAACGCAACAUGCGCUGUUGACGGGCGCUCUAUGUCUAUAUAACUCCCUUGAACCCGACCCAAAGCCAAACCCGGACGCAGAUCUUCAAUCGCAAUCGUGCACUCCCGAGUCCAAGUCUCGCCUGCCUUUGCUCGAUGCUCUCUCCCGAUUCUUUCCCAAAACUCGUAAGUCUGUGGGCUGGGUCUCACCAUCGGGAGUGAGCGUUUCCUUUUGCUCCUCCAAUGGACUCUGA
Molecule: messenger RNA, 298 nt
Organism: Periconia digitata
Lineage: Eukaryota; Fungi; Ascomycota; Dothideomycetes; Pleosporales; Periconiaceae
Source: the annotation of a GenBank genome assembly